Messenger RNA from Chionomys nivalis (European snow vole), 1323 nucleotides. It is a transcript of the gene Sh2d1b, whose product is annotated as SH2 domain containing 1B. The transcript is spliced from 4 exons. The record is from RefSeq and is a predicted model, not a curated record. Lineage: Eukaryota; Metazoa; Chordata; Mammalia; Rodentia; Cricetidae. Bases 130 to 528 code for a protein of 132 amino acids.
UGGACAAUACUUGAAGAAGGGACAUUUCCCUUCCACACCACUCUCUCCACUUCCCUCUUCAAAGUCACGAGUUGGCCUGGAGCUGGAUCUCAGGUUGCCAGGACAGUUAAAGCAUUAACUUAGCCUUCCAUGGAGCUGCCUUACUACCACGGCCCGCUAACCAAGCAAGAGUGUGAAACCCUGCUCCUCAAGGGCGGGGAGGAUGGCAACUUUCUGUUAAGAGACAGCGAGUCGGUACCAGGAGUCCUGUGUCUCUGCGUCUCGUUUAAGAAGUUUGUCUACACCUACCGAAUCUUCAGAGAGAAACAUGGAUAUUACAAGAUACAGACUGUGGAAGGGGCACCAAAACAGAUCUUUCCAAACCUAGAGGAACUAAUCUCCAAAUUUGAAAAGCCAGGUCAAGGACUGGUGGUUCACCUUUCAAACCCAAUAACGAGAAAGAUCUCCUGCCCAAGAGGAAGAAGGAUGACGUUAGAGCUGAAUGUCUAUGAGAAUACUAGCGAGGACUACGUGGAUGUCUUGCCUUGAAAACAAGAACACAGGAGAAAACAAGCUGGCGGGAAGGUGGUAGAGCUCUCGGCCGCCACCACCUCUGCAAGUGUUGAUUGAAAGCGCCAGUUUCUAGCGGGCCUUUGAGACUCCUCUGAUCUGGUAGCAGGAUCUUCUCUACUGAAGCCUUGGAGAAGUCCCUUCCCACAUCCCGGCCUUCAGGCACAGAUCAUAAGAAGUUCCAAAGCCACCGCUCACCUGUCACUCUCCUAUUUUGGGAUUGGACAGCCAGAAUCCAGUCUCCUGACUGGCUGGUCAGAGGCACCGCCACUGAUCCUGGCUGGCAACAUCUAACAGGACAAUGGGAAGCACUGCUUCAUCGAGAGGGAAGAAUGCUCUACAAUGACUCCAGAGUCCCCGUCCCAUGGUUGUAUGACUUUGGACAAACCACCCUUUCUGGUGUGGUUGAGUGGUUGAUACACACUAACCUGGACCCUCUGUUGAGCCUGGUUGUCCCGGGUGGAGCAGGGGUCUGAGCAGAGGAAUUAAGAUCUAAGGAUACUGAAGAAGCAAACAUGUCCUCCACCUGUCUUGGUCUUGAUGAGGGCUGUGACCCACCCGUGGUUCCUUUCCCUUCAGUUUGGGCUAGAUUGACUUCCUGCCAGACAUUCCUCUGGCCACAGUUUUUCCUGAUUUUUCUGAAUUCUAUAUAUGCAGCAAUCACUUUGACAUCUCUACCUUCUGAUAAACAGGAUAAAAAUAUUUAUUUUUUAAUAAUUUUGUUGGUUAGCAUACAGAGAAAUGGGUUUCAUUCUGACCUUUUUAUACCUUAAA